AUGUCGCGUGAUAUACCAGAAACACAAAAGGUUGUUUUGAUUGAUGGAGUUGGUGGUUACGAUGUCAUCAAGUAUGAGGAUUAUCCUGUACCAUUGAUAUCGGAUAAAGAGUUACUGAUUAAAAACAAGUACGCCGGCGUUAACUACAUUGAGAGUUACUUUCGGAAAGGUCUCUAUCCUUGCGAAAAACCUUAUGUGUUAGGUAGGGAAGCAACAGGUACUGUUGUAGCAAAAGGUAAAGAUGUAAACAAUUUUCAAAUUGGAGACCAAGUUGCAUAUAUAUCCAAUUCGACUUUCGCGCAGUAUACAAAGUUCCCUUCCGAGGGAACUAUUAUGAGAUUGCCAAAAUGCACUAGUGAUGAGAAGAUGAAGUUAUAUGCAGCGGGUCUAUUACAAGCUCUCACUGCUUUGUCAUUUACGAACGAAGCGUACCAUGUUAAGAAAGGUGACUAUAUCUUGAUAUAUGCCGCUGCAGGUGGUGUUGGACUGAUCCUAAAUCAACUGGUAAAGAUGAAAGGCGCACAUGCUAUUGCAGUUGCUUCAACAGAUGAGAAGUUGGAUACAGCAAAAAAAUACGGUGCAGAGUAUCUGAUUAAUUCAUCCAAAGAAGAUGUUCUUGCACGAGUUUUAGAGAUCACAAAUGGAGAAGGUGUUGAUUCUUGUUUCGAUUCAAUUGGUAAAGACACUUUUGAAACGACCUUGGCCGCAUUGAAAAGAAAAGGUGUGUUUGUUUCCUUCGGUAAUGCAUCCGGUCUUAUCCCACCGUUAUCUAUAACUAGGCUCUCACCCAAAAAUAUCACCCUUUUGAGGCCUCAACUUUACGCCUAUAUCACUGAUCAUGAAGAAUGGGUAUAUUACACUGACAAGUUUGUGGACUUGGUUGACUCAAAGAAAUUGAACAUCAAAAUCUACAAAACAUACGCUCUAAAAGACUAUAAAGUUGCCGCUGCUGAUAUAGAAAGCAGAAAAACUACUGGUAAGCUGGUUCUGGAAAUACCUCAAUAA
This is a messenger RNA of Saccharomyces eubayanus, 1005 nucleotides long. RefSeq names its product NADPH:quinone reductase (gene ZTA1). Gene Ontology annotation, cellular component: cytoplasm. Gene Ontology annotation, molecular function: quinone reductase (NADPH) activity; zinc ion binding. The coding region runs from base 1 to 1005 and encodes 334 amino acids. NCBI's taxonomy places the organism in Eukaryota, Fungi, Ascomycota, Saccharomycetes, Saccharomycetales, Saccharomycetaceae. The record is from RefSeq and is a predicted model, not a curated record. Gene Ontology annotation, biological process: cellular response to oxidative stress. The transcript has a single exon.